Molecule: messenger RNA, 1968 nt
Organism: Macrosiphum euphorbiae (potato aphid)
Lineage: Eukaryota; Metazoa; Arthropoda; Insecta; Hemiptera; Aphididae
Source: the annotation of a GenBank genome assembly
AUGUACUUCCCAAGAAUCAUCACCUUCUCACUCAUACAACAAACACUAGGAUUUAUUGCAUAUGACUGUGGUGGACCAAAAAUAAACAUAACGGCAUUCAAUAGUCUGAAAGUAGAAUUUUGUGACCUUCCGACCGAAGUCAACGUUCAACCUAUUCAGAGAAUUCAGUUACUACAAAAAACAGACACUUAUUCAAUACCUUAUAAAUCAUGUUCAAUAAUAAUAAACUAUUUCAUAUCAAGGUGCUCAGUACUAGAGGAUGCACAAAUGGUAGAAAAUGGCUACUUCACAGAAAUAUCAGAACUAGGCAGCUCACGUUGUUCAGAAAUUCACCAAAGAUUAAUUUAUCACCUACCACUUGGGGGGGUGAUUACAGGAUUAAAAAUAAAUGAAACAAGACUUUUUGCCACUACAAUAGCUGGAUACAUUGACAGAAAUGGUAAUUGCAAAGGUACAACCUUCACAUCGGAUAAAGGUACGUGGCAAGAUGUUAUUGUACAGGCCAAUUAUAAAAUAUUUCUGACCACUGGGGUGGCAAUAGUGAAUAGUAAAGAAAAUACACUAAUACUCUCAACGGGCACUUCAUUUAAACUAACAGACCAAUACGGCAUAGAUGCAUAUAAAGGCGAAGUGAUAUGGGAUUUAAAUGUAUAUGAUUGUAAUACCCAUGAAUUCACAAUAUUAUACGAUGGACCUGCAUCUUUAAUUACAUCGAUUAAAAAUAAACAUACUUACCUAGUUGAAUCCGAUCAAAUAGUUUUUGCCCUCACAAGUAUAAGACAAACAUAUGCCUGUCAUAUUCCAGUUAUACAGACAGAACAUCCACAAUUAAAUAUUCUAACAGACUCUCAAUUUUUUAACUUCUUCAAAACAAAAAGCAUUUCUCCACAAAAUACUGACUUAAUGGCGUAUAUAAACACAAAAUUUGUUUACAUCGAAAACCGAUUAAAAUUAUCCAUAACUGAUUUAUACACAGAUUUACUACAUAAACAAUGUGAGCUAGAGAGAAAAGUAUUACAACACAAAUUAAGUUUAGCUACAUACAGUCUUUCAGAAUUUGCCUAUUCAAUGGGUGAAGGACCUGGUUUCACAGCCAUUAAGGCUGGUGAAAUAAUAUAUUUAAUAAAAUGCAAAGCGGUUGAGGUGGAAAUUAUAUAUAAAGAUGUUUGUUAUGAUGAACUACCUGUAACAUAUAACAAUAAAUCAUAUUUUAUGGCACCGAAAACGAGGACUUUGCAGAAAUAUGGUACAGAAAUAGAUUGCAAUCAUCUAUUACCAUCUGCAUUUCAUCUUGAUGGAGAAUGGUUUUCAAUAACAUCAAAAAUAAAUGAAGUAAAAAAACCUCAAACCCUUAAACCAUCAACGGAAUGGACUUGGACUUACAAAAGCCCUGAACAUUUAAUGACAGCUGGAAUUUACACUCAUAAUACAAUGAAGGCCUUUCAACAAUAUUUAGUAUUACCUCAGGAGAUAGAGGCCUCGCAAAAAAAUCUUGCAAGACAAACCAUGGGUCUGUCAGUAAUGGAUCAGAGAUUAAAUUUAAACAGCUUAAUUGACGAAAAUACAAUAAGUAAUCUCGUAGAUACCAAAUUAAAAAAAAUGUGGGGUUGGUUCACUGUGUUUGGGGAAUUUGUCUCUGGUCUGUUAGGAAUAUUUUUCAUUUGUAAAAUAAUAUUGACAUGUGUUAACACCGGUCUAAACAUAUCUAUAUUAUAUCAGACAUUUGGAUGGAGCCUGAAACUAAUGGCAGGCAUUUUCUCCAGCAUUACCCAUUAUAUAAUGCACAAUGAACACCAACAACAACAACAACAACAACAACAACAACAACAACACGAAGAACAAGAACAUUCAUUAUACAAUAUUGACAGAAACCAAGUUCAAGGCAUAGAAAUGCAAAAUACAUCAUUUAGACCCCACAUUAAAAAUCCAACCAAAUUGUAUCCAAAUGUCAAAAAAAUAUCCAUUUAA